Molecule: messenger RNA, 830 nt
Organism: Aureobasidium subglaciale EXF-2481
Lineage: Eukaryota; Fungi; Ascomycota; Dothideomycetes; Dothideales; Saccotheciaceae
Exons: 1
Coding region: 47-580 (177 amino acids)
Source: RefSeq, a predicted model, not a curated record
UCGGGCCAGUCUCUGCCUUGAUUUCAUAAAUCGCCCUGCCAACACCAUGACCGCUUCGACUUUUGCUUCUUCUGCAGAGCCCAAGCAUCAUCCGGAUUAUUGCAUGGCUAUCUCGCAAUCCCUGAUCCAUAAUCUGGUCAAUCUCCUGCCUCAUGGCCCAGCCAUCUCUGUGCUUAGCAUUGGUAGCGGCACCGGCCUUCUUGAAAGUCUGCUCUCUCCACUGCUCGACGACUCCUACGACCUCUGCGGUGUGGAAGUAGCGCCGAAUGUGAACAAAUAUCUGCCCGAACAAAACAUGUACUUUGUAGGUGGCACAUGGGAUCUCUGUUCACAAGCAGCCAAAGCCCACGUCUGGAUGUUUACCUAUCCACGUGAACCUAAGUUGAUCUUGCGAUAUCUCGAUGUGUAUGAUCAUGCAAACCUCUCCAGAAUCAUUUGGCUGGGACCCAAAAUGGACUGGCAGUCUGACUACGAGGCUACCUUUGCGUCCUCAAAGUUCAGUCGACUGACUGUUCUGGAGGACAGUGGUGCGGCAGCUUACGAGAUGGUUGUCAUUGCAGAGCGACCCCUUCAAGCAUGAUAAAAACUGAUCACAACCUGGCAUGACUGUUCAUGCCAAGUUGUCACCACAAAAUAUCAAGAAUGACACAAUCCAACUGCCUGUCGGAGAUGUCGUGGCUAUGGGAUUUGCAGUGCCCGUGAUUCAACAUCCGCUGCAUGGCCAUCAUGUAUGUUGUGGCAAGGAACAGGUCAAACUUCAAGAAGUCACCACAUGCUACAUAGUCUCAAUCAUGCAAGCAUCGAGGUAUCUUGAAAGCACAUGGACCUGC